UUGUAGCUUUCCACUAUGGCGGCAAAUCAGAACAUCAUCACCAUCAAUGUGGGUGGCAAAGAGAUCAUGCAGGUGAAGCCAGAGUUGUUCAGCGUCGUCGGGGACAACAAGUUUGCUUCGAUCUGUUCUGAACGUUGGCAACAUCAACUUGAUGCAGAUGGGCGCCUGUUUGUUGAUUAUUGACCCCAAGUCUUUGUGCCAUUGGUUGAAUUUCUCCGCUUAGCGCGAGACUCAGAGCCGGACAUGCCUGCACCGGUGCUGGUGGAUCCUUCUUAUCGUCGGGCUUGGAUUCGCAUGAUGCUUGCGUCUUCCUUCCACCCAAAGGUGAUGCGCAAAGCUGGGAUGACACCCCAAGAGCUGCGGGACUGCGGUUGUGAUCCCAAAUUUCUCUGCGAGGCCGGGUUCUCCGUCAAAGAACAGGGGAUCCAAGCCAGCGGCCCCCAGGCUAAGGUUCAUUUGGGAUCUGAAGAGAAAGUAGCAGAGCAGCUUAGUCUGCAAGACCUGGUGGAGGCAGGUUACUCGAUCGAAGAACUGCGGAAUGCUGGAUACACAGCUGGACAGCUGAAAAAUGCCGGGUUCAAACCGCAGGACUUCCUAGACGGUGGAUGUAUGUUUCCGUGUUUGAAACAGGCUGAAUUCACAAUUCGACAGCUUUGUUGCAGCGGGCUGACAAUUCAGCAAGUUCUGGAAGUUGGGUACCUUGGCGAGGCUGGGUUUGAAAUUCAGGAGCUGAGGAUGGCUCGCUUCACACCGGAACAAUUUUUAGAGGCUGGAUUUACGUUUCAGCAGCUGUUGGGACGUGCUGGAUUUACCCUGCCGGAGCUGACCCAGCAUGGUUGGACACUUCAGCAAUUUCUGGAGAAUGGACUCACAUCAAGGGACUUGCAGAGGGCUGGACUUACCCCACAGCAGUUCUUACAUGGGGGAUUUACACUUCCACAGUUGCGAGAGGCCGGAUUCACGCUCGAAGAGCUUGCACGACAGGAUUUCACCCUUCGGGAAAUUCUAGAGGCAGGCUUCACGGUUCAAGAGUUGAGAGUGCGCUAUGGUGUGCAUAGUUGCUAUGACCACCGUUUCACCGCUAGGGAAUUUGUAAGAGCUGGAGUGGCACUUGAAAAACUGAGACUAUCUGGAUUCAAAGCUCGUGAAUUGCGAGAUGUUGGAGUGACGCCCAAACAAUGCCUGGAUGCAGGAUUUGAUGCACGACAUUUGGUUCGAGCUGGAAUCUCAUUGAUAGAGAUCGUGGGUCAACCUCAGCAGCUUGCUCAGGGAGGAUCAACACUCAAGGAUCUUUUCAAGGCUGGGUUUGCAGCUGCAGACUUGAGGGUGGCUGGCUUCAAGGCCGAACAGUGCUUAGAUGCUGGCUCUAACCCGGAACUGCGACAAGCUGGGUUUCAACCUCAGCAGCUUGUUGAAGGAGGAUUGACACUCAAGGAACUUGUUGAGGCUGGGUUUGCGCUUCCGGACUUGAGGACGGCUGGGUUUCGCCCCCAACAGCUCUUAGGAGUGACGCUUCAGGAACUGAGAGACGCUGGAUUCACAGUUGGUGAGAUGCGAGCGGAUGGGCUGACAGCCCGACAAUGCCUGGAUGCAGGCUUCGGUACAAGAGACUUGAAUGAUGCUGGCUUUGUGUUGAGAGAGAUUGCAGCUGUGGGAAUGCCUGUGAGACGGUGCCAACGUGCCAUGGCCUUCAAGCGAGUACAGAAAGGUGGCAAGCUAUACUGGACACCAUGCAGCCCUGGCGCGGAUGGCGCGGUUGCAAUGAAACUGAUGGAUGUUCCAGCAAGUGAGCUGCUGUCGCCAGAUGUCUUGCCGUCGGACUUUGAGGCUGCCCUCGAAAAGGUGCGCCCGAGUGUGAGCCCGGCUGACCUGAAAGAUCACGAGGCGUUUACCUCGACUUUCGGCAUGGAGGGCCAGUGA
This is a messenger RNA of Cladocopium goreaui, 1920 nucleotides long. NCBI's taxonomy places the organism in Eukaryota, Dinophyceae, Suessiales, Symbiodiniaceae. The record is from the annotation of a GenBank genome assembly.